ACUGCGCACUGUGCGCAUGCGCAGUGGGGCCGUAAUGGAGGUGGAGCGGGGCUUGCUCGUUGGCAUCGCGGGGCGGGCUGCGCCCGGGCUGGGCCCGGGGAUGGCGGCGGAGGAGCCGGCGGGGCUCGGUCCGGCGGGACUCGGUCCGGCGGUGGAGAGCGAGUCGGAUGUCUUUGAAAUCAUGCUCCCGAUAACAAUCUUAGUGCUGAGCGAUGAGGAUUGUCUCUAUAAUGAGGCUGAGGAGCAAGCAGUGACUGUUCCUGAGCUGAAGCAGGAGGCAGGCUUCAGUACCAACGUUCUCCUAAAAAGUGAUCCAGCGCCUUCAGGUGCCAGUAGUGGUUUAAGCAUUUUGGAAGGAAAAGAGAUUGCUGCAAAUAAGGAUAAUUGUAUGGAAUACCCUGAAGAAAAAUGGAUUGAUGAGAGUUUGUGUAAUGAGUUGACGUUAUCCCGAAGUGAUCAGUGUGACACAAGCAAAGAUAAGUGCAAUCGGAAUGUAUUGCCGACAUCACCUCGCAAAGCAGACCUUAAUGAGAUAAAUGAAACCAGUGAUCGGAAAGAAGGUGUUGAUAAUGAUGCUUGUCAGAAGAUUCCUCUCUUUUUGGCAGCUGACAGUGAGGGUGGAGAUGUGACUGUAAACACCUGUGAACAGUUGGCAUUAGCAGCAGUGUGCAGAGAUGAAGAAGAACGUGCUGAUGUUGCAAAUGUUCUUUCUGCUGGAACCCAAGAGAAACAACUGGAAAUCCUCACGGAGAUGGAGGCAACUGUUAAAGUAGAAGAUACUGAUUCUUCAUUCAAUGGAAGUAAUGAAGCUAACGACAAAGCAAGUAAGAGAAGUAAAUUUGAAGCCCCGAGUUCAGUUUUGGAACAUAUCUUGAAAGAAGAACCGGAACCUACCCAGAGUCAUCCUGCUCUGUUUGCUAAUAGAUAUUCCCCUACUUCAGAAGAAUUGGUGAAAGAUUUAGGGGACUUGGAGAUGAAUGCCUCUAUUUCUGAUGAAUCAAAUGCGACCGAAGAGCAUGUUUAUAAGUCAUUAACACCAUUUUCUAAAAAAAGACAUCAGCAACAAUAUAUUGUUUCUCCUCAUGAAAACCCAAAUGAAAUACAGGGCCAGCAAGAAGGUUUAGCAUGGCCCAGUAUGAACAUCAAACCUUUUUCUAAAGCAUCUUGUUCUAUAAAUAAGCAUGAAAAAAUAAAUUUUAAAUGCAGGUUUUGUAGUUCUGUAUAUACUUGUGCUGCACUUCUGAAGAGACACAUUCAUUCAGCUCAUAAAGAUAAAAAAAUUCAUAAAUGCUGCUUUUGUAAAAGGACCUUUUUCUUUUCUGUCAACCUGAAGAACCACAUUAAGUUUCAUAAGAAAAUGAAUAGGUUGCAAAAGGCAAGAAAAAAUAGAAUGAAUGCUAGAAAAGUUAGACAAAGAAGAACUGAAGAACGAAAAUCAGAGACCAAGAAAAAAGAAAGCAAAUAUGAGAAGUUUUUCAUCAAAAUUGAAAGGGACUUUACGUCUCUGGGCGUUCCAGUUAUUUUUUCCUGCAGACUUUGUCUUUUUGGUUCAUCAAAUCCCAGGAUUUUUAUUCAUCACAUGAAGGGGCAUCAAGAGAGACCACCUUACCAGUGUCCCCAGUGCGAUUACACCUGCAUUAGCUUAUCCUACAUGUUAAAUCACAUGUACUGGCACGCUGGCUAUGAGCUGUACAAAUGCAGGUUCUGUACCUUUUUUUCAUUAUAUUUUGCAAGCAUGGUGAGGCACAGCUAUAUACAUACAGGGGCUAAACCGUACUCCUGCGAGUUCUGCCAGUCAGCAUUCACAAGCACCAGCGGGUUAAAGAGGCACAGAAGAUUGCACGCAGGCGAAGGAACAUGCCAAGGGCCACAGCUCGGCUUUGUACGUGAAAGAAAGAGAAGUCGAAGACCUUCAAAGAGUUACACGUGUGAUGAGUGUAACAUUGUGUUUUACACGAGAAGACAUCUCAGCUUUCAUAAGAAAUUUCACAAACAGUUUAAGGUGACCGAUAGUGGUUAUACGAAUCAGAGCAAUGAAUAUAAAAGCGAAGUGUUUGAAUUUGACAGCGAUUCCCAGGACUGUGCUUCUGAGAAAGAUAAUAGUCUCACUGGGGGAAUGUGUAAAAUGCUGGCUUCAGAAGUAGACUUUGAGCAGGCAGAUGAUGUGCAGGAGGAUAAGAAAAUGUACUCUGGAAACAUAUUUCCUGAAAGCAGCUAUGGAAGCAACACUUUACCUGUUUUUGGGAGUAGAUCAGAAGUUCUGGAUUCAUACAAAAAGGACACUGUAGUGUGCAAAGAAGACCCUCUGUUCAACCCUGAUUACUCUCAGUGGCAAUUCAAAGAUGAUGAUUGGCAACCUGAAGAUGGUGAAGAUGCUGCAUAUUAUACAUCUGAGGAUAUGUGGCCUUCCAGGUUGUCUACGUUUAAAACGUACCAGUGCCAAUUCUGUGAUUAUGCUACUGCUGUUCAUAGCAACUUUAAGCUGCACCUCAAAAUGCACGCAGAUAGAGGACCGUUUGUGUGCCAAGAAUGCAAUAAGACAUUUAAAACUUCAAACCAUUUGCAGAGACACAGGCUUCUCCAUGUAGAGAAUCAGUAUGAAUUUGGCCGUUGCCUCUACGUGGAUAGCCGUUUAGAGGAGAAUCUUGGAUUGCAUCCUGAAAUGCACAUAGGUCUGUGUCCAGAAAGAAGUUUUGGUUCCUUGGAGGGUUCAAGCAGUGUCCAUUACAUGCUUGGUUCAGAAGUCUAUGGAGGGCAGACAGCUAUCCAGAGGGAUGACGGAAAUGAUUUGCUGGCACAGAGUGAGCCCCGAUUCUAUCAGUGUGCAGAGUGUGACUAUGCCACUUACAUUUUAAGCAACCUUAAACUACACGUAAGGACUCACACAGGUGAGAAACCUUACAGCUGCAGCAUUUGCCAAAAGGAGUUCCGCACCUCCAGUCACCUGAAGCGACACACAGUGAUCCAUUUUAAUAUGGAGCACCUCAAGUGCAGGAAGUGUGACUACUCCACAGACAAAUGGCUGUCCUUGAAACGGCACCUGGCUUUGCACUCGGUUAGUGAAAGCUCCUCUGCUGUGUGUCUCUACGAGCAAAAACCUCUCCCUGUCAAAACAUACACGUGUGAAGAGUGUGGCUAUACCACGGUCCACAACAGCAACUUGAAGCAGCACUUAAGAAUUCAUACAGGGGAGAAGCCGUUCGAGUGCAUGCAGUGUGGCGCUGCUUUCCGCACGUCGAGCCACCUGAAGCGCCACGUGCUGACUCACUUGAAGCUGUACUGCAGAAAGUGUGACUUUUCUACGGUAGAUAAAAGAGCUUUCCAAAAGCAUGCCAAGGUGCACAAAAAAAAGUACAAGCGUAGCGUUACAGCUCUGUAAUGUGGUGCUGUCUGACAAAAAGCUUCUCAAAGAACAUAACCAACAACGUGACCUUGGUAGAUAAGCUUGAGAUUUGCAAGCUGGCACUCAGGUCUUGAGAACUGUACAUGUCUCAGAAUUGUUCAUUGUUGUACAUUCCUCUGCUGUACUUGAAAUGCUGGCUGAUAACGGGUGCGUGCAGUGUUUUGGUCAAGAGAGGGAAACUCGGGAUGCUUCUUUGCUCUAGGUUCUGCUAGGAGCUUUAGUUUCUAGUGUAGGUUGUGCUGAAGAAGAUCUUGGAGGUGCCUCUUCAUUCCUGGGUAACCUUUAUAUUCCAAGAGGUCAAAGUUAUGGUUUGGCCUAUAUUCGUCAGUGUAAACAGUUACUUUGCUGCAUUUAUUUUCUUUAAAAAACAAAACAACCUGUUUAACUGAAAGAAUGUUUAAAGGGAGGGAUGGAAGUGCACGUUAUGCUGUAUAGUAAUAAUUUUUCAGUUAUAAAUCGUCAGUAGGUUUGGAGGCUUACUCCCAUCUGCUCUGAGUUUUAUUCCCUGCUACCGGAUUCUCCUGUAACACCUGCAAGAGAACAAAUCAGUGUCUCAAAAAAUUACAGGUACAUGAAUUUAAUCUCACUACAGGUUACAGGGAUAGGAAGAUGUUUUCUGUACAUGUGUGUAUAUGUAAAAUAUGAAGUAGGCAGCUCAUUGAGUCUGCAGUUGCUCCGGGUAAUUCUCUGAGUAGUCUCACAGAAUUAGUAAUACCCGGAAUGAGAUAUUUUAUGAUACUGAGAAUCCUUAAGUUAAUCUUCACAAGCUUUAUGUAGAUGGCUAAUAUUAGUUCAGUAUAAACUGCCUUUGCUUUUCUCAGGCUGGUAGUCAGCUGUGUUCUGUUUCUUAGAAUAGAUAACAUUCUUUUCAAAGAACCUUUCUGGUGACAUAUUGCAAAAAAUACUAUUUACGUUGCAAACCUUAGCACCUAGCUUGAACUGUAAAACUUAUUUGUUAAAGAGAUUUAUUGUAUAUCUGUAAUACCACAUGUAAGAACUGCUCAUGCCAAGCGGCACUUUUAUAUGUUAUGGUGAAGGCUGAGCUGGAUGUUUCUUCCACUCUGUGUUCAAAUCUAGGCAAAUGCUUGUCCUAUGGAAUUGUAUGGUGAUAGAAACUUUUGCGCAGACAGCACUGACUGUACAUUCAGUGGGAUUUAUAAAAGUGCUGUUACCCUCUUGUGUAAGGAAAGAAAAUGAAUUGCAUAUUGGGAAUUAUUGCAUAAUUCUUAAAAUUCAUAAUUCUUGAUUAAUUGGGAUAAUACUUAUUUUCCCUAAUGCUGCAGCUCAGACCACAGAACAGCAGAGUAAGCUUUCAGUUUAAUUUACACGAUGUAAACAUGAAAUUGCCACUGCUAUUUUAUUUCGCUCAAGUUUAUGAUUUUCUUUAUAAAUACAGAUAAUAUAUUUAAGAAGCUUUCUGGUGACAGGAAAACAGUUUUUCAGGAGUGGAUGGAAGCUCAUGAAUUGAUGCAUGUAUUUAAGGCCAGACCAACAAAGGUAUUUUUUAAGUGAUCUAGUUCUCGAGUUUCAGUAGUCAGACAAGUCAGUAUCUGUGUCUGUGAACCCCAGCGGUUGCAGAUGUUUUUACUGUAAGCUGGGAAGUCACUAUUUGGAAACGAGAAGGAUUCAGGUUUUAAAAUGAUUGAGCUAUCCAGCUGAUGCAUUUGUGAGAAAGAAAAGCACUAUCCUAAUAUGAAUGUUUCUGGGAAAUAUUAAUGGUAUCAUGCAGGCAUGGAAGAACUUUUACCUGGCUUACUGUAUGGUUCUGAUCACUUGAAAAAUUCAAAAGAACACGUGCAAAGAAGAAACAAAAAUGGUAAAGAGAAUUGCAGCCCAUACAUUAUAUGAGAUAGGGAAGCUGAAUGUGAAGAAUAGUUACGAAAAACUAUGUUGUACAACAGAGAAGGAGGAGACCGAUUUAAGGGUGAUAAAUUUGCUAUAGAAAUUUUUCUAAAAAGGGCUCGCUAACAGUAGAAGUUUCUUUUAGUUGCAAGUAAGGAGUAGAAGACAUUUUCAGAUGGAACUUGAGUUUGUAGAAAAUAAAUAUUCCAGGUGAUUGCCUCUAAUAAAAGAUUCAGUAAAGUAUUUCAUGACUCCUGA
This is a messenger RNA of Anas platyrhynchos (mallard), 5503 nucleotides long. RefSeq lists its product as uncharacterized. NCBI's taxonomy places the organism in Eukaryota, Metazoa, Chordata, Aves, Anseriformes, Anatidae. Gene Ontology annotation, biological process: regulation of transcription by RNA polymerase II. Gene Ontology annotation, cellular component: nucleus. Gene Ontology annotation, molecular function: RNA polymerase II cis-regulatory region sequence-specific DNA binding; DNA-binding transcription activator activity, RNA polymerase II-specific. The record is from RefSeq and is a predicted model, not a curated record.